Molecule: messenger RNA, 5604 nt
Organism: Anguilla rostrata (American eel)
Lineage: Eukaryota; Metazoa; Chordata; Actinopteri; Anguilliformes; Anguillidae
Product: terminal nucleotidyltransferase 5C-like
Exons: 2
Coding region: 482-1948 (488 amino acids)
Biological process (GO): mRNA stabilization
Molecular function (GO): poly(A) RNA polymerase activity; RNA binding
Source: RefSeq, a predicted model, not a curated record
GACGACUUGAUGAGAACUAGAUUUUCCGCUUGUUAUAAAGUGGCUUGAUUGUAUUUGGCUGGCUACCUCGCUGGUCUGCUGACAAUAAAAGGCGAUCUGUCAAAAACAAUGAUCUGAUGCCGAAUAGAAAGGUCGCUAAAUCACGCCGGUGUGUUUCCCUGCUCCCGUUCUGAAGCCGCGUUCUGGAACGGCGGAGAAGCAUCCAGCGAGCUCAAGUGUUUUUUGUUGAACGGUGUUGGAAGUUCAGUCAUAAACGCAACUUGUGACGUCACAAGGCGUGAUUUUAAUUAUGCAUUGUUAUGGAAAUGUAAAACCGGGACUCACAUUAUUUAUCUAGACUUGUUUGUCUAACGUGAAUCAGUUUGUGUUUAGUCUGGCUUCUCCUGUGCGUCUAAACGGAAUCGCUGAAUUUUGGCGCUUUCAGUUAACUAAUCAACGCUUGAGAGCGGGAGGCGUCAGCGGGAGUGGCGGGUGAUUGAGCAUGGCGGAGGCCGUGGGCAGUGGCGAGCGUGAGCGCUGCGGGGUGCUCACCUGGGAGCAGGUGAGCCGUCUGGACCAGGUGCUGACGGAGGUGGUGGCGGUGCACGGGCGGGGCAACUUCCCCACGCUGUGGGUGUGUCUGAAGGACGUGGUGCGUAUGGUGCGGGCGCGGCUGCAGGCCGGGGGCGUCGCCGUCAGAGACGUGCGUCUGAACGGCUCCACCGCCAGCCACGUGCUGCUGGAGGACGAGGGGCGGAGCUACAAGGACCUGGACCUGAUCUUCCGCGUGGACCUCCCUCAGGGGGCGGGGUUUCACCAUCAGGAGGCGGGGUUCCAGCCUCAGGAGGCGGAGUUUCACCCUCAGGAGGCGGAGUUUCAUAAGCAGGAGGUGGAGUUUCACCCGCAGGAGGCGGGGUUUCACCCUCAGGAGGCGGAGUUUCAGAAGCAGGAGGUGGAGUUUCACCCGCAGGAGGCAGGGUUCCAGCCGCAGGAGGCGGAGUUUCACCCUCAGGAGGCGGGGUUUUACCCUCAGGAGGCGGGGUUUCACCCUCAGGAGGCGGGGUUUCACCCUCAGGAGGCGGGGUUUCACCCUCAGGAGGCGGGGUUUCACCCUCAGGAGGCGGGGUUCCAGCUGGUGCGGGAGGUGGUGCUCAGCUGCCUGCUGGACUUCCUGCCCAGCGGCGUGAACAAGGAGAAGAUGUCAGCGGCCACGCUGGGCGAGGCGUACGUGGAGAAGCUGGUGAAGGUGUCGAGCGACGGCGACUGCUGGAGCCUCAUCUCGCUGUGCAACCGGCACGGCCGCAACGUGGAGCUCAAGUUCGUGCAGCGGCUCCGCCGCCAGUUUGAGUUCAGCGUGGACUCCUUCCAGAUCGUGCUGGACCCCCUGCUGGAGGCGUACGAGCGGUGCGGCCGCCUCUCCCCGGCCGACCCUCUCCCCGCGGUGCCGGUGGAGAGCGUGUAUGGCGACCUGGCGGCGGCGCUGGGGCACCUGCGCGGCCGGCUGAUCGCCACGCGGCGGCCCGAGGAGAUCCGCGGCGGCGGGCUGCUGAAGUGCUGCAGCCUGCUGGCGCGCGGGUUUCGGCCCGCGGACGCGCGGGAGCUGCGCUCGCUGCAGCGCUACAUGUGCUCGCGCUUCUUCAUCGACUUCCCCGACGUGGGCGCGCAGCGGCGCACGCUGGAGGCCUACCUGCGCAGCCACUUCGCCGGCGAGGAGCCGCGCAGGUACGCCUACCUGAUGCUGCUGCGCCGCGUGGUGGACCAGAGCACCGUGUGCCUGAUGGGCCACGAGCGGCGCCAGACCCUCGCCCUCAUCUCCGCGCUGGCGCUGCGCGUGCUCGCCGAGCAGAACGCCAUCCCCGACGCCGCCAACGUCACCUGCUACUACCAGCCCGCCCCCUACGUGCAGGACAUCAACUUCUGCCCUUACUACUGCGGCCAGACCCUCCCAACAUGGCAACCCUGCAGCUGACCGACCUUCCCACCAUGGCAGCCCUGUAGCUGACCGACCUUCCCAACAUGGCCGCCCUGAGACUGAUAGACCUUCCCAACAUGGCCGCCCUGAGACUGAUAGACCCUCCCAACAUGGCCGACCUGAGACUGAUAGACCCUCCCAACAUGGCCAUGUAGAUAUGAAGGGCCGGCUUUAAUGAGAAUUAAAAUGUAGUUUUUCUCCUGCUUAUCUACAGAGAGGAGAUUGCUGGACCCUUUAAUCUUGUGUUGAGUUUUGUUUUUCACAUUUACAGAUGGGUCUGUUUAUACGCCUGGCUCUUGUUCUGUCAGGAUUUCUGUCAAUAAUUUUUCUGUGGGAUCCUUUUCCUUCUGAAACAUGAGGGAUUCAGGCAUGGGGGUGGGAUUAAGGUAUGUGGGAGGGAUUAAGGCAUGGGGGGGGGGGGCAGGGUUACAUCUGUCUGCACUAAAAAAUGAGGAGAACAAGCACAAAAAUAAGAAACAGAGAGAAAUGCAGUCUGUUUAGAGACAUUCAUGCUGCCAUUAGUACGUACUGCGGUGGUUAAAGGGUUAAAACAGGUGCAUACGCUGGUGAGUGGCUGAAGCUGUGAGAGGAUGAAGCUGUGAGAGGCUGAAGCUGAAUGAGAGGCUGAAGCUGUGAGAGGCUGAAGCUGAAUGAGAGCUGAAGCUGUGAGAGGCUGGAGCUGAAUGAGAUCUGAAGCUGUGAGAGGCUGGAGCUGAAUGAGAGCUGAAGCUGUGAGAGGCUGGAGCUGAAUGAGAGCUGAAGCUGUGAGAGGCUGAAGCUGUGAGAGGCUGAAGCUGUGAGAUGCUGGAGCUGAAUGAGAGCUGAAGCUGUGAGAGGCUGAAGCUGAAUGAGAGCUGAAGCUGUGAGAGGCUGGAGCUGUGAGAGGCUGAAGCUGUGAGAUGCUGAAGCUGUGAGAUGCUGAAGCUGAAUGAGAGCUGAAGCUGUGAGAGGCUGGAGCUGAAUGAGAGCUGAAGCUGUGAGAGGCUGAAGCUGUGAGAGGCUGAAGCUGAAUGAGAGCUGAAGCUGUUAGAUGCUGGAGCUGAAUGAGAGCUGAAGCUGUGAGAGGCUGAAGCUGUGCUUUAUUUCAGCUGAGCCGAGAGAAGCAGGCCUAGCUUAUGUGAGCAUGGGGCACAAUAGGACAGCUGCCUGUGCAGGGCAGGUACAGGGUGGGUACAGGGCGGGCAUAGGGCACUGGUACCUGUCCUCUGCAAGGGCGAUAUGAGGGGACGGGAGGGGUGCAUUCUGGCCCCAGGGCCCAGUGACUCCACACGUGUGGGUCAGAGGAGGCUGCUGGGAAAUUGAGUUCAGACCUGCUCCUGUGACGAAGUUCCGCAGACGCUUUAGAACAGUGGUGUCAAACUCGUGCCAUGGAGGGCCGUGUGUAUGCAGGUUUUCAUUCCAGCCUCAGAUCUUGAUUAUAUAAUUAGUUAAAUUAUUUGCUGAAUUAGGGAUGCAGGUUUGUGCACAAUGGUGACCCGACGUCUAUGGUGACCCGCAUUGUCUAAAUAAAAAUUCUUAUAUUCUGUGCUUCAAUGCAGUUAAACGCAUAUGGCUGAAUGAGUAAUUGGACUCAAUUAAGGCAGCAUUAAUUGGUUGGAAUGAAAACCUGCAUACACACGGCCCUCCAUGGCACGAGUUUGACACCACUGCUUUAGAAGCAUUUCUUUAUAUUCAGCUACGUGCUGCGUCAGACCAGAGCGAACAUUUUGGGCUAAACCUUUCUCCUUCGCUAUUUUUGGUGCCUUAAUUUGUCCCGUGUGGUUAUCAGGUAUGCAGACCGGUCACUCUAGUGCUUCUUUAUUUCUGUGGUAAGAGAAUCAGCGGAAGCUCUGGGUCAAAGGGCACUGCUGGUGAACAGGACCUGGAGUGCCUGGAGCUGCUGCCAGUUCUGAGGGCUGCGCAGCUCCGGUCCUGGGGGCUGUUCUGUGAGCGGGUUUUUGUUCCACCCUGGUUUUGGGUUUCUGACGGCUCUGCAACCUGCACGGCUUCACUUGAGCACACUAAACUCUUUAGGACACGCCUGCAGUCUGUGGCUGUAGCUGGUGCUUUUACAUGUAUCAGAUCACGAGGUGAUUGAGCUAAUUAAAUAAUUAAGAGCAGAAGUUGGCACAGAAUCCUGCAUGUGUAUGUGCGUUGUGUUGUGGUUCUCGUGUGUGUAUGAGUGUGCGCUGUAUGGUUCUGGUGUGUGUGUGUGCGCUGUGUUGUGUGUGUGUGUGAGUGUGCUGUGGGGUUUGUUGAUUUGCACACUGUGUGGUCUGUGCAGUUUUCCCUGUCUGGUUCUCCAGCGCUGUUCUGCAUUUCCUGACCUGGAUCAGGGGCCAGGUCAGAGCACAGCCACUGGAGAAACACAGCCUGCACAUGCAGCUCCCUGCGCUGCUUAAUCACAUGCAGGGCUUUCAGUGCUGUGAGUCUCUGUGUAAUGGUUGGCUCCUUCUCCAUUCAAGUUCUCCUUGAACGAACCAACGGUCUGUAAUUAAUUAAGCUUAAUUAGCUCAAUCCAUUAUUCUGGGCCUAAUCAAGGUGCUAAUGACUCUUAGUCAAUGCAGCUGAUUACUGCUCUUUAUUACUGACUUGCUGAAGGGGCUCAAGUAGACAGCAUGAGAUCACUGCAGUGCUGACACACGCACGCACGCACGUGCACAUGUACGAACACAUGCACACACAGACAAAUACAAGCACAAACACAUGCACAAACACACACACAUGCACUUGCACAUGUACACACACGCACACACACACGCACAAACACUUCCUGUAAUCAGGGCUGAACACUUCCUGUCUUUAAUCAGGGCUGAACACUUCCUGUCUUUAAUCAGGGCUGAACACUUCCUGUCUUUAAUCAGGGCUGAACACUUCCUGUCUUUAAUUGGGGCUAAACACUUCCUGUCAUUAAUUGGGGCUGAACACUUCCUGUACAGAUCAGUGAGGCCAGUGCUUACUGUUGGUUGCCCCUGUGGUCAGUUAGUGGUGCAUGUGUAUGCCUGUACAUAAUUUGCCAGAUUUAUGAGUGUUGGGACAAAAAUGGAAAAAUUGGAAAGCACUCAUAUCAAUGUGGCGGUACCAAUAUGUGAUGUGGGGGUGAUGGGUUUGGGCCAGAUGAGAAUGAUGUUUUUUUUUUUUUUUUUUUUUGUGUGUAGAGGUUGGGAAAACCAGCCUUCUGGGAAAUGGAGUUUGAUGCCACUGACUGGUAUGUUUAUUGUUUUUCAGAUAUGUGAAUUCCAUGUGACCUUCGUAGAAGUUUCUUCAGUGCACUUAUGCCCCCCCUCCCAAAGAAAAAGCUCUGUAUUUAUCUUGAGGCACGCACACACAAACAGUUGCAGUUUUCAAUUUCCACAUUUUUUUUUCAUGUGUGUAUGUGCGAGUGUAUGUUUCUGUGUGCUUGCGUAUGCAUGUGUGAGCAUGAGUGUGUGUGAGUGUAUGUCUGUCUGUCUGUGUGUGUGUGUGUGUGAGCGAGCAUGUGUCUAUGGUUGUGUUUGAAUACACGGAGUGCAUUUUCUUUUUUUCUGUUUUGUCUCCUCACUCCCAGGUGGUUGGUCAUGUGACAUCCUUGUGUGCCAUCCCUUUUUUCCCUUUCUGGUCUUUUUAAACUCACUUUAGGUCUGCAAGGAAACGAAUCAGGAACAAAUACGGAAUUAAUAAAGAAUUUGAACACA